Molecule: messenger RNA, 978 nt
Organism: Aspergillus novofumigatus IBT 16806
Lineage: Eukaryota; Fungi; Ascomycota; Eurotiomycetes; Eurotiales; Aspergillaceae
Exons: 2
Coding region: 53-613 (186 amino acids)
Source: RefSeq, a predicted model, not a curated record
UUUCUCAUUCCCACACCAUGCCUGAUUUUCAACAUGCAGCAGAUGACAAAAAAUGUCUAUACCGCUACGAUUCCGGCGUUAUCCAGCUGAACAUGGAACGCCUAGGGCAGAACUCCAGGAGCAAAGCGCCCUGGGCUGUUCUAACCACCAAUCGACCGACAGUGGAGAAAAUGCUCAACAACACCCGACACUUAUUAGGAGUCAAAUUACCUGUGCUUUACACCCUACGCUGUCCGGAAAUGCGGGGCUCCAGUGGACGUUGAAUCGAUUACGAAUGGAGUAUACUAAAGGCGUGGAGAUUGUAUCUCCCGAAAGCCAAUUUUGCAUCAGCUCUGCUAUAAUCUUCUGCAAUCUUCCACACCUUUAUCCAACUGCCAGGGGCAGCAGCUCCGCAGAACUCAAGAUAUCAUGGGGUGCAUACGACGCGAUUAUUACACUCAUACAAACGCAUUUCCGCUACUGCAAGGAUAUCAUGCUUGUGCUGUGGGCCGAUCCAAAUAUAAGCUUUUCUAAGCGCGACGCAGAGCAAGGACGCGAUGCUAUGGUGGCUCAGCUUGAGAAAGUGCUUUACCGGGCGGAUGAGCUCUAUCGCACUCUUGCGCAACAGGGGUGAUGAGUUUUCGAUCUUUCCAUCUCCAAGACCGUUCGAGUUGUGUCUGGCCCGAGCCAAGGAGACUGGUGGGGUAUUUGAAGAGGGCGACUGGGAUCGAAACCGGGGUGCUGAGAGCCGUGUCUGGCGCAGUGUUGAACCAAAUACAUUCAAGAGUGAGUCAUCGAGCAGCACUGGCAUGGAUGGGAACCAGGCUAUUGGAUUCGAACAAGCUUUUUCGAUUGGUUUGAAAGGAAGGAUAUGCAGUUUGUUUGAGAUGAGAGUAGUGGUAGGUGCCUAGCAUGUAUGCUAGCAAGACAAGGGAAAGCAACUGGAAUCUUGAUAUUGACUUUGUAAAGGUGACCCUAGGACUAAUGAAUUGAUCGCAG